GUAUCGCAAGUUCAAAGGACCACACUUGCUCAAUUGCUGACUAGCGAUAACAGACGUGUCUCCCAUGUUGUAUAACAUGGCAGAAACACCUUUGACAAAUGGCAGUGGCUCGCCACGCACGCCCAGACUGAGCUCUCUUGCGAUGACUGAAUACUCCGCAUAUCCUUCCCCGCCUAAUGAGAGGCAAGGCCUGCCUCCGGACUGGGAAAUCCCAGAGGCUUUCCUACUUCCAAAUGGAUAUCCAGACUACUUGCGGUUGAUUCUUACCUCCCGCGUCUACGAUGUUGUCAAAGAAACACCCCUAACUCACGCUGUAAACAUGAGCAACCGUUUGGAGUGCAAAGUAUUUUUGAAAAGAGAGGAUCUACUUCCCGUCUUUAGUUUUAAGCUUCGAGGCGCCUACAACAAGAUGGCCCAUUUGAGCCCGGAGAGAAUGUGGAAGGGUGUUAUCGCAUGUUCUGCAGGAAACCAUGCGCAGGGUGUUGCGUACUCUGCACGAACAUUGAAAAUCCCCGCUACCAUCGUGAUGCCGUCAGGUACCCCUGCCAUCAAGCACCGAAACGUCGCAAGAUUAGGUGGGACAGUUGUACUGCAUGGUCGUGAUUUCGAUGCAGCAAAGCAGGAGGCUGCCAGACUUUCCAAACUACACGAUCUUACGAACAUCCCCCCCUUUGAUGACCCGUAUGUAAUUGCUGGGCAAGGCACCUGCGGCAUGGAGCUACUGCGACAAUCCAAUAUACAAAAUCUCGAAGCUGUGUUUUGCUGCGUAGGUGGAGGGGGCUUAAUCGCUGGUAUCGGAGUUUACAUCAAGCGAAUUGCACCACAUGUCAAACUCAUUGGGGUAGAAACGCACGAUGCGAACGCAAUGGCAGAGUCUCUCGCGAAAGGUGAGAGGGUUACUUUGAAUGAAGUCGGAUUAUUUGCAGACGGCGCGGCCGUGCGAGCGGUUGGCGAAGAAACCUUUCGGUUAUGCAGAGAGGUGGUCGAUGAUAUCAUUCAGGUUUCGACCGAUGAGGCAUGCGCAGCCAUCAAGGACAUCUUUGAAGACACGAGGUCAGUGGUGGAGCCGGCUGGCGCUCUCUCACUUGCCGGUCUGAAGAAAUAUGUCGCGAUGAAUCCAUCGCCGAAUCCGAACCGAGAGCUUGUGGCCGUGACAUCUGGAGCGAAUAUGAACUUCGACAGAUUACGGUUUGUAGCUGAACGUGCUACGUUGGGUGAGCGGAAGGAGGCGCUGCUGAGUGUCGCCAUUCCCGAGCGCCCAGGCUCAUUCGCGAAGCUGCUCGAGAUCGUGACUCCGCAUGAUGUCACGGAGUUCAGCUAUCGCUGCUCUGGCAGUGAAUAUGCUGUGGUGCUCAUGGGCAUAUCAUUAGCCACUUCGACCGGGACUGAGGAUUUGAGCGUUAUAGUAAACCAGUUACUAAAGAAUGGGAUGAGAGCGUAUGAUCUAAGUGACGAUGAGCUCGCAAAGACACAUAUCCGGUAUCUUGCUGGUGGACGGAAUAACGUCGAGGAUGAAAGACUCUUCAUGUUUGAAUUCCCCGAACGCCCCGGGGCCUUGGCGAAAUUCCUCACAACUCUCAGACCCCAUCAAAAUAUCUCAUUAUUCCACUAUCGCAAUUAUGGAAGUGAUGUGGCCAAGGUCCUUGCUGGGAUUCAGUGCCCAGUCACAGAGAAGGCUGAGCUCGAGGGUUUCUUGCACGAUUUAGGAUACCCAGUCACUGAGUGCACAGAUUCGCCCGUUUACGAGAUGUUUCUACGAGAGUGAUGGAUCAUUUGUAGGUGUUUCGUCUGUCUUUGAUAGCCAUUCUUAAUUCUUUUUGCAGUUUUAGUUCUUGACCUGCAGCUCCCGGAUUUCUCUUUGUUAUUCUUUGCUUGCAACGCUUUUUUCUGUAUGCUGGCGUUUUGCUCUAUUUACAUACCAAAAGGGUGUAAAGGCGUUCGAAGAUUUGCGACUUGUGGAAUUCCGAUGCCUUACGUAUUCAGCGUCAUCUUACCGAGGCAUUGUAGAUAAAUAGAGUCAAUGGUACAUGUACAUACGGGGAAUUAACUAAACCUUUUAAAGAUUUCUCUUCCUGUU
This is a messenger RNA of Histoplasma capsulatum G186AR, 2077 nucleotides long. RefSeq names its product threonine dehydratase. Gene Ontology annotation, molecular function: threonine deaminase activity; pyridoxal phosphate binding. Gene Ontology annotation, biological process: L-threonine catabolic process. The coding region runs from base 77 to 1765 and encodes 562 amino acids. The transcript has 3 exons. NCBI's taxonomy places the organism in Eukaryota, Fungi, Ascomycota, Eurotiomycetes, Onygenales, Ajellomycetaceae. The record is from RefSeq and is a predicted model, not a curated record.